Molecule: messenger RNA, 790 nt
Organism: Oncorhynchus kisutch (coho salmon)
Lineage: Eukaryota; Metazoa; Chordata; Actinopteri; Salmoniformes; Salmonidae
Gene: rgs1
Product: regulator of G protein signaling 1
Exons: 3
Coding region: 30-476 (148 amino acids)
Source: RefSeq, a predicted model, not a curated record
UUUGAGAACCACUGAUUACUGCGCUAGUGAUGGAUAUCAACACUCUUUUCAAGGGUAGAUUUUGUUGCUUUCCCAAGGACCCGCUUGAAGAGGCUGAGACUUGGGGAGAGUCUGUGGACAAACUCCUGGGUUGUAAACCCGGGCAGGCGGCUUUCCGAGAAUUCCUUAAAUCAGAGUAUAGUGAGGAGAAUAUUCUGUUUUGGCUGGCCUGUGAGGAGUACAAGAACAUCACGUCUCUUCCAGAGAUGAUCUCAUCUGCAAACAGGAUCUACUCAGAGUUUGUGGAAUGUGAAGCACCGAGACAGAUCAAUAUUGAUUGUGGGACCAGAGAAAAUAUCACCAAGAACAUCUCUCAGCCGAGCCUGACCUCUUUCGACACGGCACAGAAGUUGAUCUACAGUCUGAUGGCCAGGGAUUGUUACCCACGAUUCCUCAAGUCAGACGUCUACCAGGAUAUGCUGAGGGGAGCAAGGUGACUCUCUCAAACGACAAACAAUCUAAAAGUGUUUCUCAACCUUUUAUGUACCACAGAUUGGCAAGAUAUAUAUAGUCCCUCCAUCCAUGGAGGACCACUUAGAUUAAAGGGGUAGUUUACUUUUUGGAGGUGUUAUCUUAUUUUCAAUUGACCUAGGGUUUUGUUACCUGGGAUGUAGUUUAGCGAUGUACAGAAUAUCCUGGCUAGAACGUUUUAACCUUUUAUGGCAGUGGGAUAAAUCAGGGUCGCACGGAGUGACUCUUGGUGGUCUUAAACAAAUCUACUUUGAAACAAAAGUAUACGACACACACAUGG